AUGAAGAGAUUGUCUCUCCUCCUAUACCUGGCAUGUGCCAUUCCUGCAUCCUUCGCCCAAGGCGAUUACACCUGCGUGGGAAGAGACUCACCCGAGCUACCCAAGUCCGCAUAUAGACUUAAGGAAAGCAUUGACUGGAAUCUCUCCUCCCUGCGCCAGCACUUUAGCGACAAGGGCAAGCUAGCCACCGUAUCUGACGCCCUCAACUCUGCCAAUCACCAGCUCAUCGAGCUUGAUGCGAAAGGGUGGUCUACUGCCACCGGAGUGUCUGCAGUUCCGCAGAGCGUGUACCGAUGGGAGGGCACUGCUGAGAACUUCGACGACUUUGGUACGACGAAAUGGUACCCUCAGGGCGUCACCAGCUCUUCCGAUGCCCUUCAGGUAGGAACAUGGGAAAGCAAGAAUGUUUGGCUCAUGUCAUGGUACGACGACACGGCCGGCGUAGAGAGUGUGCGGAUAACUUUCGUCGACAAGACAACGCACAAGUACCGCCAUGCCUUGCUGGUGGUUCCAAAUGGCCCUGAACUGUAUACCGGCUCUGCAUCUCCUGCAACCAACUUUGGACGUCUUGGAGUCCAUGCUGGCGGAAUAAUGUGGUAUGGAAGCACAUUGUGGGUUGUGGACACUUACAAGGGCAUCCGGGUGUUUGAUCUCAACAACAUCUGGCAGGUUGAAGCCGGCGAUGGAGUGGGCAAGAUGAGCAAUGGCGAGUUUUCUGCUCAGGGGUAUCGAUACGUUAUCCCCCAGAUAAGGACAUACACCUGGACGCCAACGACCGCAGAUGCAAAGUUCCGGUUCUCAUGGAUCUCACUUGACCGUGAAGGCACUGAUAAGAUCCUGGUUGGCGAGUAUGGCAACAGCACCACGCCAGACAGCGUUCCCAUCCGCAUGGCUCAGUACGAGCUCGACUACACCACGAGAAAGCUGCACACAAGCUCACAGAUAGCAACCUCCAGCUGGGCGUCCUGUGUCAACAUCCUGGAGAUGCAAGGUGCCAUCUCUCACGGCAACGACUUUUAUAUCAGCACAAGCAACAAAGCCCGUGGACUCGGCGACCUGUGGACCUGGCGACCAGGCAAUCUGGCGAGAGAGAACCUCCGAUUCCUGCCUCCCGGUCCGGAGGAUAUGACUUGGGAUAACACUACGCAGACCUUCACGACCAUCUCCGAGUUUCCCGAGCAGAGCCUGCCGCGACUGUCACGGCUCCCUCUGCCCACGGCGGCAUCGACAGCGUCCAGGUCGCUGCGGCCGUCGCCGUCCAGGGACAGGCUGCAGGCAGACGCGGGACUGAAGAUAUCGAGGCUGCGUCGGCCGUCAGAGGAUAUCUUCAACCGUCCCUAUUCCCCGGCCUGCUCCAGCGAGUCUGAUCCCUUGGACGGACACCCCGAGUCUUCGACCUCUACCACCCCCCAGCGUCUACAGUCCUUCAGCAGAGCGUCCCAUCUGAAUGAAUCCCUUCUCCUGGACCCGUCGGACAGGCAGGGCCGAAGUGGCCGCCCUGGAAGCCCGUCACGCAAGGCCUCGAGGCCCUCGCUAUCCGACCGGACGAUCGAGACGCUGGCUCAGAUACCAGGUUCACCAUCACCCGGCCGAAGGAAGUCUGGGUUCUUUGUCGAGUCGAGGAGAUCCCCUUCGCGGCAGUCUAUGAAUGGAGCUCCUCCUUUAUCUCCAGCUCCAACAAAUCGGAGCCUUAGGCUGUCCCGGUCUCCCUCCGGCGCCGCACCGCCAGAGCGACCCGUGGGCCAGAGAUCGGUCAGCAUGUACAUCAAGUCGCCUGCCGCAUCUGUCAGGAAUGGCAUGCUGGAGACACGCGAAGAAGAGGACGCCGGCGAGGAUGCUGGUGGAAAUCCUCUACCGCAGAAAUCGACGGCCACCGCUUCCCGACGACCGCCAAUGGCUAGCAAGAGCAAGAGUAUGAUAACACGAAAGGCAAAACAGAGACCGUCUCUAAGUCAGGUUUUCCGGGAAACAUCUGAUUCAGAACCCAAUGGCACGAUCGAACCUCUUUCAAUACCCAAGACCAGGAAACCACCUUCUACAAUAUCCUCCAAUUUCACCUCGCCAACAUCUACAACAUCGAAAAGGUCACCACGAACUUCCAUCACCUCCGAUGGAUGCACUGCCAAUGAUACACCGCCGAAGGAAGCCGAGCCAAAGAAAGCAGUCAAGUCGUCCAGUGCCCUGAGAGAGAGCAUCGCGAAGGCGAAAGCUGCUCGCAAGGCAGCACAGCUGCAACAGCAACAGCAACGCGAGUCCUCCAACAAAUCUCCGGAGGCGGCCGAAGAUGCCACCAUGAAAGAUCCGUUUAAUCAAUUACCCGAGAUGGAGCCAACUGGUGCCGCCCUGCAGAGUAGGACUGCGGCUGCAAGGAAAUCCGGGCAUCUGAAUAUAUCGGCAAUGGGCCUGACUGCCAUUCCUGACGAGGUCAUGACCAUGUAUACCUUUGAUCCGAACAGUAAUGAUGUUUGGUACGAAAACGUUGAUCUGGUAAAGUUCAUGGCGGCCGAUAACGAGUUGACCUCCUUACCGGACGAGGUAUUCCCUGACAUUGAUGUCACGGAGGUAAUCUCAGACGGACCUGCCCCGAACACUCAAUUUGGUGGCUUGGAGCAUAUUGAUCUGCAUGGGAAUAAGCUGGCCUGUCUUCCCCCCGGGCUGAGGAGGUUACAACGACUUCGCAUUCUAAAUCUAUCAAAGAACAAGCUGGAUAGUAUGGAAACUCUCGAAGUAAUUUUUGGCAUGGAAGCUCUCACAGAACUAAAGCUUGCUGAGAACGACUUGUCAGGUAUGCUGACCGCGGAUAUCGGGCGUCUCACCAAACUUGAAGUUUUGGAUCUUCAUGGGAACAAUCUCACGGGGCUGCCGGACUCGAUAGCUGAUCUAACUUGUCUACGGAUUCUGAACGUUGCUGAGAACAAACUCCCUUCCCUCCCGUUACUGGCCAUGAACAAUCUCCCCCUCACCGAGCUUAAUGUUUGGAAGAACAAAUUAGAUGGCCACUUCUUCCCCAAAUCAUUCAAGCGACACGAUACCUUGCAGAUACUGAAUGUUGCCACGAAUAAUCUGGAAGAACUCUGUGUAGAGGAUACUGUCGAGCUUCCGAAUUUACAGCAACUGUUCGUAGAGCAGAAUUGUCUCAAGUCACUUCCAAACAUAUCGACCUGGAAGUCGCUCUUGAGUAUAAUAGCGACUGAGAACAGUAUAUCUGCCUUUCCUGAAGGCCUAUCUGAUCUCGUGAAUAUAAAACACCUCGAUUUCACGGGGAAUGAUAUCAGGCUGAUCGACGAUAGUAUUGGCUCAAUGGAGAGUCUCGUUACCCUCAGAGUUUCCAACAACCCUCUCCGGGAGCGGAAGCUUCUAGCAAUGGAUACCGAUGAACUGAAACGAGAACUUAUCAGCCGGCGUGAAGUUAAAGAACCAUCGCAAGAUGAGGAAGAGGGCUCGGUGCAGACGGAAUUCACCCUGGCGCCAGAAAGUCCCACGGCAACCAUCACCCACUCAUGGCGAGUUAAGCAGCGCGGCGUUCUUGAUCGCUCUUCCACCAGCCUCUCAGACCUAGAGCCCUCAGACAUAGAACCAUUGAUCGCCAAGGCUGAUAUUCGAUGCCUCUACGUCCAGCGUAACCGGCUGGAAAAGUUCCCCGUGCCAGCCCUCUCACUCAUCGCCCAUUCUCUAAUCGAUCUCGACCUAUCGCAUAAUCCAGUCGGCCGUACCGAACUUACGACACCGCUAUCACUUCCAAGCCUCCAGAACUUGACUCUAUCAUCCACGACCCUGACCUCCCUAGAACCACUCCUAACCUAUCUCUCAGCGCCUUCGCUUUCUUUCCUAGACAUCUCAAUAAACCGACUCAAGGGACCGCUGCCCAUAAUGCGCGCCACCUACCCGAACCUAGUCACAUUCCUCGCUUCUGAAAAUGCCUUUGACAGCCUCUCGUAUGAAGCUGUUGAAGGCCUCCAGGUUCUUGACGUGGCGAAUAAUGAUAUUGACGCUUUACCUCCGAGAGUCGGCCUUUUGGGAGUUGAUGAUGUUGCUCCUGGGAAAAAUGCGCUGCGAAGGUUUGAAGUUGCUGGGAAUCGUUUCAGGGUUCCUAGAUGGCAGAUUGUGUCAAAGGGUACGGAAGCAGUUCUGGAUCAUUUAAAGAAUAGGAUUAGUGAAGCUGAGAUGAAGGAAUGGAGACCUGAGGAGUGA
Messenger RNA from Arthroderma uncinatum, 4191 nucleotides. RefSeq lists its product as uncharacterized. The transcript is spliced from 3 exons. Bases 1 to 4191 code for a protein of 1396 amino acids. Lineage: Eukaryota; Fungi; Ascomycota; Eurotiomycetes; Onygenales; Arthrodermataceae. Gene Ontology annotation, molecular function: protein binding. The record is from RefSeq and is a predicted model, not a curated record.